AUGUAUUAUCAUAAUCCUGAUCCAUAUUAACCUGUUUAAACACAUGGUUAGUAUAAUGAGAAGACACAUAGAAACAGUGGAUUUUUAACAGAAACCCAAGAUGAUUAUGCUGAUUACUAAUAUUAUGAUCCUUACUAAAGUUAAUUACAUAAUAGAACUUAUCUGACUGAUGUUCGUCCUCUAAAUUAUAGUAUGAUUAUUGAAUCUAUAAUAGCAAACAAUGAAUAUCCUCCAUAUUCACUCAAAAUAGGAUAACCAUAAUUAUAUUUUGAUCCUAACGAUCCCAGCAAUAUUCCAUUUAUGCCUCAUGAAAGUAAGCAUUUUUUAAUCAUUCAAGGAUACGAUGAUGGAUAUGAAGAAUAUGUACUAUAAUUUAUCAAAAAUUUGCCAAGAUCUACUUAAAAUUUUGAGGAAGUUGCUUUUGCAAAAUAUUUAGCUGAAUGCUCCAUUAUUGAUAAGAAUAUCUGGAAAUUAUAGAGGAUGCUAAAAUAAGAUUAAAGAUUCAAUGUUAAAUUACUUUUUGAUUUCUUUGAUUCUAAAAAGAAUGGAACUAUAGAUUAUAAUGAAUUUCAGUUAGGAUUAUAGAAAUUGGACAUUAUUUUGAAUUCUACUGAAUUGACUUAAAUGUUUCUUCGUUAUGGAGGCAUGGAUGAUAAUCAAAUCUCAUCAGUUGAAUUCAAGUAUAUGCUAAUAGGUCCAGAUGAUUAAUAGUAAUUUAUGUAAUUUGGAGCAAUGCAUUAUAUGCAUCAUCCAUUAAAAUAGAAUAUUCCAUAGUUUCUUUCUGUUGCUUAACGAGAAUGGAUAUGUGAAAUAAUGCAUCUAUAAUUGUAAUUAGAAAAAAACCUAAAUUUUAUUAAAGAAGUUAUUGGAACAAAGGAUAUCCUAUUAGCUUUAUUUAAAUAAUUAGAUAUCGGAAUGAAGGGUUACAUUACUAAUUAAGACUUAAUUAUUUACAUGAAUCAAUUAGGAGGAUAAUUUGAAUCUUAAGAUUUAAAAGGUUGUUUAGGAAGAAUGUCCAAGUAAUUAUUUAAAUAUCUUUAGAGUUCAUUGUAGUCGUAUAAAUUUUAAUGAAUUCAAAAGAGAAUUCUUUUUAGACAAAAAGUAGAAAUCAGACUAAGAUUAAAAUAUUGAUAUCAUGAGUGAUAGGAAAAAAACAAGGCAAAAAGAUUACAUUUAAGAAUUGCAUCAAAGAACAAGAGACUUAUAAAAUUAAUAAUAAUAAGCUUAAAAACUCUCUACUGAACGUAAAUCUCAACCUUUACUCACUAAUACAUAAAAUAAAUAGCCUUAGCCAUAUGUUAUAUAACCACCAUUAGUAUAAAAAAAGAAAUAAGAAUAAUUAUCGUAGUAAAAUGAUGAUGACUUAGAUGAUUUAUUGUUUCCUGGUUUUUAAAAAUACGAAUUACAACCAUUAGAUAAGGAAUAUUGAUAAUAUGCAAAUAC
Paramecium sonneborni is the source of this 1443-nucleotide messenger RNA. The record is from the annotation of a GenBank genome assembly. Lineage: Eukaryota; Ciliophora; Oligohymenophorea; Peniculida; Parameciidae.